This is a messenger RNA of Selaginella moellendorffii, 408 nucleotides long. RefSeq lists its product as uncharacterized. The record is from RefSeq and is a predicted model, not a curated record. Bases 15 to 362 code for a protein of 115 amino acids. The transcript has 2 exons. NCBI's taxonomy places the organism in Eukaryota, Viridiplantae, Streptophyta, Lycopodiopsida, Selaginellales, Selaginellaceae.
UCACACUGGGGAAGAUGGGUAUGAUCGAUGAACUAAGUGGAAGAGAGUAUUACCCCCUGAGCUACACAGCAAAGGAUUUGCCGGUGCCAGUUGAGGGUUAUGUGGCGACUCAUGGGAGAUAUUUCCCUCCGGAUGCAAGAGGUGUGAGGGGUUUGGUUGUCUUUGUUAUUGACGAUGAUAACGACGAGGCCAUGGAAGUGCGGAUCCAAAGGGUGUCUAAGGAUGGCCAAAUUCUGGAAGAUUAUAGAAACUAUUCUUCAGCAGAUGUUGAUUGGCAAAGUUUGUUUAUCUUGCAAGAACAACAAGACAGGUCCGAAGCGUUGAUUGACGAGUCCCUCAAGAAAGGCUACAUUGUUAUAUGAUUUGUUAUCUUUUUGCUAAUCUCGAGAAAUGUCUUGGAAGUGAGUU